Haplochromis burtoni (Burton's mouthbrooder) is the source of this 3800-nucleotide messenger RNA. Its product is annotated as TELO2-interacting protein 1 homolog. Gene Ontology annotation, cellular component: cytoplasm. The transcript has 14 exons. NCBI's taxonomy places the organism in Eukaryota, Metazoa, Chordata, Actinopteri, Cichliformes, Cichlidae. Bases 178 to 3495 code for a protein of 1105 amino acids. Gene Ontology annotation, biological process: chromatin remodeling. The record is from RefSeq and is a predicted model, not a curated record.
CAUGUGCGUCGUUGGCGCAGACUCAUGAUGCUGGUUAUCGGCACAGCUUCAUCUGUUUGUAAAAAUCUAAUUUUUCAUUGUAAAGGCAAGCAUUUCCAGUCGCUUUCACGGAAGGGGGGCUCCACUUAAACCUAACAAUGUGAAGCCAUCCUCCAUCACCUAAGCACCCCUGCAGUGAUGCCUCCAGCCAUGUCUCAAAUAAGCGAUCCAAAGAUUGCUUUUGCCUACUUGCGCCCAGCCUGUGUCCUGCUCACCCGAGAGCCCACAGUGGUUAAUGUGGAGACACUCAAAGGCCAGUUAAAAGAAGUCAACGAUGCCACGUUGCAGCAGCUUCAGGAGUACGUCCUCUUCCCUCUUCGAUUUGUCCUUAAAGUCCCCGGGGCUAAGAAGGAGCAGCUGGUGCAGUCUGUGACCGAGGCAGUAAGCUAUGUUUUGGAGAACACUUGCAUCCACAGCUGGGAAACCCUCCACGACCUCUUUUCCGAGCUUUGCCUGUGCCUGUCCUCUUCAGCUGAUCCCGGGAAGCCUGCAGAUACGUCAGAGGAGCUAAAAUCAGCUGUUCUGAGGUGCCUGGAUGCCCUGCUUCAUGCUGCUUAUGGUGAUAUAGUGUUCAAACUCUUUGAACCGAUUAUGCUGCCUGGGCUGGGUGCUGCCGUUUCACUGCUGCUGGCUUUGGGAGAGAAGGAGAAAUCUCGAGAUAUACAGACAGCAGCCUUGAAGUGCCUCCAGGCUUUGACUCUGCAGUGUGACUGCACCCAGGAACACGUAGUCCCAUCAUCAGAGGAGCGAUGCUCUGUAGGCAGCGCCAUGGCAUCAUUUUUACCUGGAAUCACCAUGGCUACGGCCAGGAUCAUUACAGGAGAUUUGAGGCAAGGCCAUGCAGUCACAGUCCGGGCCAUCAAGGUUUGGUCCAGGACUGUGGAGCUUGUCAUGGAGGAUGUCCAGCUCCAGUCCACUGAGUCCUAUAAGACUCCCUCUGCAGACCUGGGGAGGAUCGGACAGCUCAUAGUCCUUCGGACACCGGAGUGGGUGAAGAACACGGCAGGGAAGCUGUCUGUCCUGCUCAAGAAGAUAAUCUCAUGCACUUCAGCGCACCAGCACUGGAGGGUUAGAGUGGCAAUGGUGGAGUUGGCCGAUCACCUGCUGGCCAAAUGCAGUCACUCACUGACUGAUUGUGUAGGAUCACUACUAGAAGCACUGGUGGGGGCAAUCAAUGAUGUGGAACCUAGAGUCAGAGAGAGGUGUGAAGUUGCUCUCAGAGAGGUAUCCCAGAGAAAUCAGAGGUGCAGCGGCAGCAGUGGCACUCAGACCUUCACUGACAUCUUAUCUGAGAAUCUCCAUUCUUUGGCCACCUCCCUACCCAGACUGAUGAGGACCUCUGAUGACCAGAAGAAGCUCUUUGUUCUCAACGUGUUUUUGGGCUACUUAAAAAUCUUAGGACCGCUUGUCUCUGUGGUGCUGAACUCGGCUGCACAUCUGGAGAGGAUUUCCAAAGCCUUAAUGCAGGUGCUGGAACUCGAUGUGAUGGAUGUUCGCAUUGUGGAGGAGAGGAGUUACGCUGCCGUGGAGAUGAGCACCGGCUCCCAUGAUUCCUACACCACUCACACACAGAGGAAGCAUUUUCUCUACUUCACAGAUGAGAAAAUCUUCUCUGUGCUCAUGGAGAUCUGUCGCACUUUAGGUUAUUAUGGCAACAUCUACCUGCUGACCGAUCAUCUGCUGGACUUGUACUGCCAGUCUUCAGUGUACAGAAAGCAGGCUGCCAUGGUGUUAAAUGAGACAGUUAGAGGUGCAGCAGGUAUCGCUGUGGCAGACCAGAGUCAGGGUUUGGAGACCAAAGUUCGUGAAAGCCCUGCCACCCAGGAAGAUAUUAAAGCAGCAGCUGUUUCUAUCAUUGAGGAAUACACCAGCCUGAACAACUGGCAUUUGAUUACAGUCAGCGAGGAGACGGAUAGAGACCGACAGGAUCAGCAGCUGCUCAGUCCAUCCAGACUCCUCUCCAUAUCCAACAGUGAUGUCGGCAACUCAAAUACAAGCUCUCUCAAAGUGAUUCCUUCAUCAUCAACAUCUGCAUCCACAAUCCACCAGCUCAACAGCAACAUCUGGCAGCUGUGCAUCCAACUUGAGGGCAUCGCCUGCUGUGCUCAGGCGCUGGGCCGCGAUUUCCGUCCCUUGUUGAUGACCUCGCUGUAUCCUGUGCUGGAGAAAGCUGGUGAGGAGACACUGCUGGUCAGCCAGGCGGGACUGAGCUCCAUGUGGGACAUCAGUAAGGCCUGUGGAUACGCUUCCCUCAAGGAACUGAUCAAUGAGAACUCUGACUACCUGCUUAAUGACAUUUCACUCAACCUUCAGAGGCUCAGCCAGCAUCCACAGGCUCCACGGGUGUUGACAGUUAUGUUGACUCACUCUGACUGCAGCCUGCUGCCGCUGGUCGGGGACAUCGUUCAGGAUGUGCUGACGGCUCUGGAUCUCAGCUACGAGCGCACAGCUGCUCUUUUCUGCUCUGUGCUGCACGCGCUCAUGAAGGCACUGGCGAGGUUGUUUCCUUCCACUUGUAGCAGGACCAGUAAGUCUACCAGCUACAGGCAACGCUCCAGUGACCAGGAAGACCUCAGCAUUCGCCAAUUCCUGCUGAAUUACUGCAAACAGAAAGAACUGGCAGAGGGCAUUGGAAUAGAGGAUGAUUAUAACACUGAAGACCAAGAAGUCCCUCCCACUGAGUGUGAGGAUGUUGAAGAUACUGGUAGUCCUGAUGUGAAAGCAGAGCUUCCCUCCCACCUCAGCAUCACUAAGGAUGUUAUGGAGCGCUGCAUUCAUCUGCUGUCUGAUCCCAGCCUCAGGCUCCGACUCAAGGUACUGGACGUGCUGGAGUUGUGCGUUCAGGUGCUGAGUGAGAGGGAAAAUGAAGUGCUGCCUAUGGCUCAUCGCUGCUGGCCAGCACUCCUGCAGAGACUCACAACUGAUGACCCAUUAGCAGUCCUCAGAGCCUUCAGGGUGCUGUGCGUGCUGGGUGAAACAUGUGGGGACUUUGUGAGGAGGAGGGUCUCUAAAGAGGUUCUGCCCAAGCUGAGCGCCUCUCUGGCACGGCAGGCUCCGAUCAGCGCCAAGGCUGGGCCUGUCUACACACACACCCUGGCCUACAAACUGCAGCUGGCUGUAUUGCAGGGGCUGGGCUCACUGUGCCAGAGACUGGAUCUGGCUGAAGCAGACCUAGAUGUGGUUUGUGAAGCCUGUCUACCCUACCUGAGCUCCAGACAACCCAUCAGACUGCAAGAAGCCUGUUUAAAUGUGUUCCGACACUUAAUCCAGGUGGAUCCGGACACCUUCUGGUUUACUCUAAAUGAGCUGCACUGCCCGUCCUCUUACAUCCCACACCACCCCGACCUCCUGCCGGUGCAGCUGAACGGCACGGGCAGGCCGAGAGACGAGUUCUCGGACAACGUGUUCAAACUGCUCAAGGAGGAGUUUGGCUCCGUUACUGAGACAGUUAACUAGCCAGUCAGCUAAUGAGCUGCUGCUUGAUGAAAUUGACUCAUCUCACAAAUGGACAACUUAUUGAACCGCGACUCCAACAGGUCAAUUAACUGAAAGAAAUCUGUCAGCUGUGCCAAAUAGUUGAUCAUCUAGCUCUGUGGAAUUAAGAGCUACUCUGUAAUUUACAAAAUGUUACUUAGUCAUCACCUUCAUUAUCUAACCUCCUGGCUUCUGCUAGCCCACAAUUAGUACUUACUGUACAUUAACAUUAGAUGAAAAUGGAGCUCUACUGAGCUAUGUUUGAUUAAAAAGAGAAAAAAACUAAA